Cadophora gregata is the source of this 462-nucleotide messenger RNA. RefSeq lists its product as uncharacterized. The transcript has 2 exons. The record is from RefSeq and is a predicted model, not a curated record. The coding region runs from base 1 to 462 and encodes 153 amino acids. Lineage: Eukaryota; Fungi; Ascomycota; Leotiomycetes; Helotiales; Ploettnerulaceae.
AUGGCACCCGUUCAAACGCAGCGUCCGAUGUUCUAUACUCGCGAUAUUGCUGCUUUCAGUGAUGCAGAACUAGAUCAAUAUCUAGAAAAGAUAGGACGAGCACGAACAGGCGGCGCGCUCUCCCGCCCGAUCGAUCUCAACGACCUCACAGCACGCCUUGAGGGCGUGAUUCCGAAGAGAUCUAGGCUAGCGCAGCCUCCGCAACACUCACAAGCGGGCUCGGAUUUCUGUAGCCGAUCCACGACAGAGUCAAUAGACGACGAGGAAUGGUAUCAUCAUCUUCUGCGGAGGGAGACGAGGUUCUAUGAUACGCUUGUGCGUGAAGGCGGGCGGCCCUCGCACCCGGUCAGCCUUGGCCGAGACGUUCUGGAGAACCCUGGAGAGUACCGCGAGAUCCUAUCAUUCUGGAAUCAUGGCUUGAAAGAUUGGGAAGUGUUCCACCCUCAGAUGAGCGAAUGGUGA